AUGACGCCAAAGCGAUUGUCCGUGUGUCUGUUUCUCUUGUUAGUGGGAUGCGCCGUGGAUCAAGUAUUGUCCGAACAGAUUAGUGCUGGUAAAGUAGAAGCAUCAACGGAGUCAACCACAGACCACACGCCUUUAUACGACAGCAGUAGCUUCACAGACGAUACUUUUGGAAAUUCGACGGAAGCAGAAGUUAAAAAAACCACAACAGCUACUUUCAAACCGACACCGUCUCUUAUUGAUACUUUUGGAAAUUCAACGGAAGCAGAAGUUCAAGAAAACACAACAGCUACUGUGAAACCGACACCGUCUCUUAUUGACACGGGAUCUCUAUCAAAACACGUGUAUGACGACUUUAAGGAAUCUUCUGUGUACCUGCAGUUUUUACUGGUUAUUCUUGGUAUACUCACCAACAUGUGUAACAUAAUAGUCUUCACUCGUAAACAAAUGAAAAGCGCAACUUCCACGAUACUCACUUUCCUGAGCUGCUCUGAACUGGGAGCCGCCAUUUCUGAACUGAUCAUGACAUCAUGCACCGCUGCGUUGGGUCACAGAACAUACACGUCAGAAAUUUUCUGGACUUUAUUUCAGUGGAUCCGAGUGUACCUGACAACCAUUUUCCAGAGAAGUUCCUUCUGUUUCAACAUACUGGUUGCCACCGAGAGGUUUAUUGCGGUAAGAUUUCCUUUAAAAGCAAAACAAAUUUUAAAGCGAAGAAAUCCACUGGUGUUUUGUGUAGUGACGUUCAUAAUUGUACUUGCCAUGCAUAUCUAUAAUCCACUGAAGAUGAAGGUUGUUGAAAUUAAAACUCGGCGCGGCGUUAUUCACACCAUAAAACACUCUCAACUAUACACCGACGACCCUGACGCGUUUGAUGUUCUCUCCUUGUUCACAAAGAUAAUCUUUUCCUACAUUCCUCUCUUCGGAUGCUUCCUCAUGAACAUUCUGAUGAUCAUGGCUUUAUGGAAUCACAGAAAACAGAGGAACCUGAUACAAGCGAACCAAAACUCGCAACAGAAAAACGACAAACGACAAAUCCAGACAACAAUUACCAUACUAGUGUCAACCUUUCUCUUUGUCGUUCUGUCACUGCCAGUCACCACUAGUACUAUCGCCCAAAGCACCCAGCCCGAUUACGGACUUAAGAAAAAGGAACAUUACUUAUUCAGAUUCAUCACUCUGUUUGGCGGCCUGCUGUAUCUCCUGAGUCUGUCUAUGGACUUUAUUGUAUACGUGAUCCUCGGCCGGGCUUUUCGACAGACGUUCAUUUCCCUUAUCAGAUCCAUCUUCAGAUGCGAAGAUGACAGUCGUGGUGUUCGGGACGGAGUAACGGGAACCAGGUCAACGGUUCUGUCCAAUGACUGUACAAACAAAGCUGGAGACAUUGCCAUGGCAACGGUGUGCACGUCUGAUGGUACCGACUUUGGGAAUCAGAGUUCUGCAUCAAUGAAGUAUGAGGUGAAGUGUCCCACUAGAUAUAUUCAAACGAAUGGUGCUGGCAACCAGACAAACAAUGGGACGGCUUCAAGGAAGGAAUAA
This is a messenger RNA of Gigantopelta aegis, 1536 nucleotides long. RefSeq names its product FMRFamide receptor-like. Gene Ontology annotation, molecular function: G protein-coupled peptide receptor activity. Gene Ontology annotation, biological process: G protein-coupled receptor signaling pathway. The transcript has a single exon. The record is from RefSeq and is a predicted model, not a curated record. Gene Ontology annotation, cellular component: membrane. The coding region runs from base 1 to 1536 and encodes 511 amino acids. Lineage: Eukaryota; Metazoa; Mollusca; Gastropoda; Neomphalida; Peltospiridae.